UGUCAAGACUUGCAUAGCUUUCAGAAGAAGCAGGAGCUAUUCAGUUUCACUUUUUUGGAGAAGAAGUGAGAAGCAACUCAAGAAAAUGAUUCUGAUGAUUUUUUUGGUAAUGUUUAUCAUGGAAUCUGCCACUGAGAAGCUGUGUCCCCUUCGUGCCUCCAUCAAUAUUCUAGAAGGGGAAUAUUUUUUCCUUUGCUAUCUUGAGUCAAAGCAAGAACAUUUUCAGGAAGAAACAUAUACAAUAAACUGGUACAAAGAAAGUGCUGGCAAACAGAAAGUGAUAAAGGAAACACACAGAAUUGUUUCACAAAUGAAUUUUCUGGAGUUUUGGCCAGCUGAACUCAGUGACUCUGGGAAUUACUCUGUCAUUCAAAGCAAUGGAAAACAAAAUGUCACAAUUCAAAAGUGGACACUGAAUGUACUUGAAAGAAAUAAAAGCAGCUGUUUCAAUGAAAAUCAUUUAACUACAGAAAUUAAAAGUGCUGGAACUGGUCAUUCACUGAAAUGCAGCGAUUUGUCUGUCCAUGAAAAUGACAGCAUAACAUGGUACAAGGACUGUAAGAAUUAUGAAAAUGAAACAGAGAGGGAACUAAAUUUUAGAGCCUUAACAGUACAGAACUCUGGGAUAUACACCUGUAAAAUUUUAAUCAGUCACGAAGGAAAAAUAUACCACAGCACAAAUACAAUUAAACUUGUAGUAGAAGAAGAUGCACCAGAGGCUUUCACUUUGGAGAUAGUUGGACGUCAUGAAGAAAUUGAAACAGAAAUAGGUAAAGAAGAGAUAUUAAAUUGCACAAGUUCCUCGGUUCAUUAUAUGCCAGAAGAUGCCAGCCUCUACUGGUUAAUUAACCAAACAUUUCCAGAAAAAUGCACGGUUAUCCCUGAGAAUGAACCUUCAAUAUGUGAAGAAGAACUCAAAACACUACAGUUGGGAAACAAGUUCUAUAUCACAAGGCUACUAAGGAUUAAAAAAGUAAGAGAUGAGGACGUGCGCCAUAAUUUCACCUGCAUGUUGCAAGCUGAUGAAAGCACACAGAUAAAAAUAGUAAAACUGAAGAAAGGGAAGAUUCAAGACUUGCCAGUGCAUGUAUUUACCACUGGAAUGGUCCUUGCUCUGCUAUUUCCAUUUGUUGCCGUAGCUGUGGUGUUGGUGCUUGUGAUGUUUAGAGUCGACUUAGUUCUAUUUUACAGAAAUAUUUGCAGGAGAGAUGAUACUGCUGGAGAUGGAAAAGAAUAUGAUGCAUUUGUGUCUUACCUGAAAGACUGUGUUUCUCCUACUGAAGAAGAGAGAGAAUUUGCUUUGAAGGUACUGCCCAUGAUAUUAGAAGAAAACUUUGGGUACAAGUUAUGUAUAUUUGAAAGGGAUGUAUUCCCUGGAGGAGCAUUUGUUGAUGAUAUCCAUUCAUUCAUUGAUAAAAGCAGAAGAUUAAUCAUUAUACUGAGCCAGAACUACAUUUCUGACAGAGCCAUAUACGAACUUGAGAGUGGACUGCAUAAAGCUCUAGUUGAAAGAAAAACUAAGAUCAUAUUAAUUGAAUAUAUGCCUAUAAGUGACUACAAUUUCUUGCCAGAAUCACUGUCACUUUUACCAUCAAAAAGGGUGGUGAAAUGGAAAAAAGAGAAAUCUCUUCCCGUGAAUUCCAGAUUUUGGAAGAACCUUCGGUACCUGAUGCCAGCAAAGCCUAUCAAGACAAAGACCAAAGGGCACUAUAGUAAUCUUAACUUAGGCUCAGAAGCUGCUCAACCCUGGACUGAGUGCUGUGACCUUAAUGCAAUCAUAUAACAAUUCUGGAGACUGAAGAUGUAGCAGAAAACUGUAGGUUUUGCUAGCUAAUAGAACUAAAUAAACUAAUAUUUUGGGAAAUAGUUAAUGAGGAGACCAGCUCUGAGAUCUGAGAAGAAUGCAGCAGUUAUUGCAGUAGCCGGGAUGAUGUUAACCCCAACUGCUAAAUCUUAUCCCAGAGAAUGUUUCCUCAGCAAUCUCCACAAGGAGCAGAAAUUUCAUUCUGCUUAGGACUUACCACAUGGCAUGAAGCACAAUGAAAAACAUUUUUAUUUCACUAUUUUCAGUGAUGUAGAAUGAUACUGUUUUUACUUGCAUAUAUUUUAGGCCCUUCAAUAAAUAAAUCAGUACUUGCAAUUUUUUUUUAUUAGUAGUAUUAUUAUUUGGAUGCUCUUUAUUUUGUAUUUUGAUAUUUUCUAAGGAUUGUAAGUAGACCCAAACAGCUCCUGCCUUAAAGAGCUUGGCAUGCAGGCUUUGGUCAACAUCAAGUAGAAAAAAACCCAAACCAUGAGAGAAAGGGGAGGUUAUAAAAAGUAGGGCAGUUUUGGAUGGUUUAACAGUAUUUACUACUGAAUUGUACAUGGUCUACAAUGGGGAAUAAUUUGAAGGAAUGAUAAAGACUGUUUACAUCCCAUUUCACUGAGAAGAUUGCAAAUGCUCAUUUUGACAGGGAGAAGAGGGGGGUGGAAUAGAAAUGUCUGACAGACAUAAUGGUUUUUUUAAUGUAUGUUGAUACCACAGUGGACCCAAUUGCCCAGAGACAUUGUGGAGCCUCCCUCAAUGGAGAUAUUUUGGGCAUAAUUCUGGGCAAUGUGCUCUGGGAUGACCCUGCUUGAGCAGGAGGUCAGACCAGAUGACCCACUGUGAUCCCUUCCAAACAGACCCAUUUCAUGAUUCUGUUAUACCCUGAGCUGCCUUCAGCUGUUGCAUGUAGGGGAUUUAGGUGAAAAUGAGGCCGGUGUGUAUAUAAACUCCUAAUCCUUUGGAACUCUUGUCUUAAUAUUAUUUUUAAAACAAUAUUAUUUGUUUUACAACAAAUAAAGAGAACUAUUCAAAACUAUGCUAAUCCUCCCUCAUUAUUAGCUGUUUGGCAGAAGAUACCAAGCUCACAUAAAAUUCCUGGAUAAAAUGGAACCAUAUUUCCUCCUAGCAUCAAGAAGGGGAGAAGUCAAGGGAGAAUCAUUUUGGAAGGUCUUUUGUCAGAUUUUUAGGAGAUCAUCAAGGCUCUGCCCACUCUUGUCAUUGCUUUGCCUGCCAUUACUGCUGGUUUUGAGAAGGCAUCUCUUUUACAGUGACAAUUCACAGAGGUAGAGGAGCUCUAUUACCUUCUCAGUGCACUUGAAAACACAAUUGGAGUGUUGGGUGUCAUGACAAUGUCUCAAGUUUCAUGGGAAUGAAACAUUGUUUGUCAAAUAUCCUUUAAUCAUGCAUAGUUUCUGGAAGAUGUUUAGGUAAAAGAAAAGGCUAAGUAUAGAUUUCCAAAAUGGAGACAACACUGCUGCCAGGUUAACAGGUAGAUGGAAAAGGAACAAAGAAAUAAGGCAAACAUGUGUAGAGACCUUCAGAUCAGUUCUAGGAGGUCUCCUUUCUGUCAGACAACUAAGGAGCUAUGUAAGUGUGGUUCACAGGCAAAAACCAUUCUCUGGUGUGAGCUUUUACUGAAGAGGAUUUCUCCUCUGCAGAUGUGUGCCUUUACAUUUCCAAAUCUCAAAUAUUUCACAGUGUUCAGUUCUUCUCUACCAGUGUUCUCCAUGUUUUCUAGUCACAGAUAAGUUUUGACAUUCUCUGUCAGCACAGAAAUGCCAUUAGACACAAUCGGUAUAUCAAUUUUCUGGCCAAACAUCUUACAGAAAUGUUAGCAAUUUCCUAAUACUUAGCUGAGGUAUUAAAUGUUCUCCUCAGCCAUGUAGUUUUUCAUAUACUGUUGUCAAUGUAUUGCCUAACAAAUUAAAUGUCAAAUGUGUGUCACACAUGUGACUGUGGAUGGUGCACAUGGUUUGUUAAUUGCUCUGGACCAAGCCUAGCCUCUGUGAGAAUCAGCUACUAUAAAUUGAAAUUGAAUGUGCCAAGGAUGCCCCCUCACCUCAGCUUGGAGAGACAAUGUGACUGCAUGUACCAGCUAGACCUCAUGAAGAUGUACCCUAAAGCCUGUGACACCAUACAGAAUUUGACUGCCCUGAGAUUUUACAGAAUAAUGGAGGAUUAUACAUAAGGAAGGAUGAAAUGGCAUUAACUCCCAAGGUUAAAUGGCAUUAACUCCCAAGCUGUGUGAAUGCCAGCAGAGCAGAUGCACGUUGAAUGACUCAACAUCUGCAUCUGUAAAAGGGGAAAUGUGUUUGCACAGAGAGGUAUCAUGACACAGUCACUUUACAGAUGAUCCUCACUGCCCAUUAUGCCAUGCUAAAGGAGGACAAGGGAAAUUAAGGAUCAGUGGUAAAAUGGGGACAAGGGAAAUUAAGGAUAUGCAUACUCAUACUAAUGCCAGAUGUUGUUCUUAUUGCUCUUAUAUCCUGAAUUACUGACAUUAAUCAGACCUUGGAAAUGCCUGAUUUUUGUUUGCCAGUCCAUAGAGAAAGGGAUCUGCUAAUAUUACUUUUAUAGACUGUAGUUGUACUGACUUGCCUCAUCAUGUAUGAGUGAAUUCACAUGAUAGUUGG
Messenger RNA from Motacilla alba alba, 4440 nucleotides. RefSeq names its product interleukin 18 receptor 1 (gene IL18R1). The transcript is spliced from 11 exons. Gene Ontology annotation, molecular function: interleukin-18 receptor activity; interleukin-18 binding; interleukin-1 receptor activity. Gene Ontology annotation, biological process: interleukin-18-mediated signaling pathway; positive regulation of type II interferon production. Lineage: Eukaryota; Metazoa; Chordata; Aves; Passeriformes; Motacillidae. Bases 86 to 1783 code for a protein of 565 amino acids. The record is from RefSeq and is a predicted model, not a curated record.